Messenger RNA from Aphanomyces astaci, 1540 nucleotides. RefSeq lists its product as hypothetical. The record is from RefSeq and is a predicted model, not a curated record. The transcript has 5 exons. Bases 159 to 1508 code for a protein of 449 amino acids. Lineage: Eukaryota; Oomycota; Saprolegniomycetes; Saprolegniales; Verrucalvaceae.
GCGGCGACAAGGACAUGAUCCAAGCCGCCAAAGUGCUCAGUGUCAACCAAGAUAUGACGGACGCGACUGCUUAAUAAAACCAAGUAUGGCAUUCAAGUUGGGUUAGGUUGGCAUUGACGUCACUUCAUACUGCAAGGAUCGAUUGCUCUUGUACAUGGAUGCAUGCUCCUAUGUGGUCAAUGCCUUGGCGUUUGUUUGUUUAUAUGGUGCGCCGCGUCACAGAGAACACGACACUUCACUUGGUGUUUGUAUGGACUACUUCAAGAAGCCGUUGGGCCGCUCAUUUCUUACCGUCCAGCAUCAUCGACAUGAACACGUUUACCCAUGCCAAGCACGCCGCGGCGGACUUCCUGCAAGAGCUCAAGCUCGGUGCUAUGGAGGUGCUCCUAAACCAGCUUCAAACUCAGACGCAUCGACUGCUCCACGCUCUGCUGCAAGGGCCCGAGUCUUGGAGACUGCAACUCCAAGAGUUGGCCGGCGUGCAGAGCGUGCUGGACACUGUCGACAACACCGUUCAUGACGUCGACUCCAAGGCGAUCGUUGCCUCUUGCCUCUUGCCCGUGGCCACACCCAUCACAAAGCUAAUUGCUUCCGACCGCUCCGAGGUGGCGAAGAAGGCGUGCGGCGCGGUGGCACAGUUUGCCGAGAUGAGCGGAACGGCCUUCGCGCCGUUUGCCGACGUCGUGCUCCCGUCGCUGGUGAGCACUGCGCCUAACAAAGUCCAGGUGUUUCGUCAAGCUGGCAAAGACUGCCUCACGACGAUCUCCACCGUGUCGAAGUACGACAUGAAGAUCCUUGUGUCCCUGUGGCGACAAUCGCGGACCAGUGAGGCUCGAUGCCUCAUCGUGCAGCAAGUGACGACGGUCGUGAGAGUAUGGCCCAAGUCUGAACUGGCCGAGCACUGCGACGAUGUGCUGCUCCUACUCAGUGGCGCCAUUCAAGAUCCCAAAGACUUUGUUCGCGCGGCGGCCCGCGAAGCGUUGUGCGCGUUUGCCGAGACAUGGAGCGAGCGCAUGGAUCAAGUCGCAGAGAUCCCGCCGCUGCCCCAACGACCGUUGAUCAUCGCGGAGCACGCGUCGGCUCAGCUCACGGCGGCGCUUCGCAAGAAACAAAUGUCAGCCACGUCUGUGGCCCGACCUCACCUUCCGCUGCGGCGCCAAUUGCGUCCAGCGCCGACCCCCCGCCGCGACGGGAACAAGACGAUGUCGGCGGCCACGGUGGUUCCUGUUGUCAUCUCCAUUGAGUUGGCCCCCAAGUCGGUGGCUGGCUCGUCGUGCCACGCGGCAGAGGCCCAGUGGUGGUCACUUGGUGCGUCGUUGGGCCAGUUCCUGACCACAUGCGUGACCAAGGCGUGGUGUGCGCUGCGAUCAGCGGCUACGAGCGUGACCAAGGCGGUGGUCGUGGCCAAGACGAUGCUCUGGUCGGUCUAUGGACUGGUGCAGCGGAUUUACACUUGGGCGAUGUCGGCCAACGUCGACACCCCCAGUCAAGGGAUUGAAACUGCCUAGCUCCACCUCCGUCGCCACUCCAUGAUAUGUAU